AGUCUUCGUGGUAACUUUCAGGACCGGCGGUUUGCUAACAACGCGAUCUCAGCUGACUUCUUUCACGUGAAAGAAAUGCGCCAAAAUUCCUGAGAAGCUCUCUCGUGCAGGUGAACACCGAGAUUCUUCAUCACAAAGUGUCGAUGUUUCAUUCAAGUGGUGCCUUUCUGGAUUAACUGUAGAUGCUCGAGAGUUGUACAGAGUUAUCUAUACGGUAGUUGUCCACGUAAACAGUCACACACCGGUAGUAUCGCGGUUCUCUCUCGAUAUCGCUGACUGCGGCUAUAUAAUACGUAAAUUUAGUUUCGAUAAAAACGGGAGUGUCAGUUUUCAGUGAUUGUACAAAUGCAAUCAGUACGUUGAUAACAAUUUGUUCGUUGCAAAAAAGAGCAAGCUCCUUGGAUCAGUUUGGAUGACGUUGGAGUAUAGGUGACUAUAGUCCGGCCAGCCGAGAGGCUUAGAAAGCUGAAUGGAUACUUUGACGCCGUCGCUCGCAAGAAUACGUGGAAUAUCUGCGCUAUGGCUUCUUUUGUCGCUAUUACCCGCCGCAUUUGCUUCCUACAGUAUCGGCGUGGGAAGAGCUGACAGCACGGGACCCGCCGCGGAAAUUGUAUUCAUGGGAUACGCGAAAAUGGAUCAGAAAGGAAACGGUAUUCAUCUCCGCACGUUUUCCAGGGCUUUUAUUAUUGACGAUGGCGAGGAGAGAUUCGUGUUCGUCAGUGUGGACAGUGCGAUGGUAGGCCACGACAUUCGACAAGAGGUACUGCGCAAAUUGCAAUCCCAAUUUGGCGAUUUGUAUACGGAGAGGAACGUGAUGAUUAGUGGCACUCACACACACUCGAGUCCGGGUGGUUUCAUGCUCGACAUACUGUUUGAUUUAACCACAUUCGGCUUCGUCAGAGAAUCAUUCGAUGCCAUCGUUAACGGUAUAACAAAUAGCAUCGUACGUGCCCACAACGCCGUCGUCCCAGGAAGAAUCUUUAUCGCUCACGGUCAAGUUUUAGACGCCAAUAUCAAUAGAAGUCCGCAAGCCUAUUACAACAAUCCGCAAUCAGAAAGAGAUAAAUACGAACACGAUGUGGACAAGACACUGACGCAGAUGCAAUUUAUCGGAGCCGACGAUAAACCUCUGGGCGCUAUAAAUUGGUUUGCCGUGCAUCCCACCAGCAUGAACAAUACAAAUCACUUGGUGUCCAGCGACAAUGUGGGCUACGCCUCGAUUCUCUUCGAGAAAAUGAUGAACAAAGAUGCCUUAGUUGGCAAGGGCUCGUUCGUGGCGGCUUUUGCCUCGACCAAUCUGGGCGACGUCUCGCCGAACAUACGUGGUCCGAAGUGUGAGUUCACCGGUAAAAACUGCUCCGAUCAGUACACAUGUCCCGGAAAAAAUGAAAUGUGUUUCGCCUCCGGUCCCGGCAAGGACAUAUUCGAGAGCACGAGCAUCAUCGCUCAUAAGAUUUACAAGGAGGCGGCGCGAUUGUGGGAAAAAGGCAAAGCGGCGGAAGUGGUCGGACCGGUGCGAGUGAUUCAUCGGUAUGUCAAUAUGCCAGAACAGUCUGCGGAAUUUUAUAACGAGACGACGAAAAAGAUGGAAGAGGUGCGCGGCUGCGUACCGGCCAUGGGCUACAGCUUCGCAGCUGGCACCAUAGACGGACCCGGUUCUUUCGCCUUCGAGCAGGGAACAACGACGCCAAAUCCAUUUUGGAACGCCGUGCGAAAUUUUCUGGCCGCCCCGACGGAGAACGACAUUCGCUGUCACGCCGCAAAGCCUAUUUUACUGGCCACCGGACGAAUGAGACUGCCGUAUCAGUGGCAGCCGAGAAUCAUCUCGACUCAAGUCGCCAUGAUCGGCAGCGUGUUCAUCGCCGGCGUGCCCGGCGAAUUCACGACAAUGUCCGGAAGAAGAUUGCGAGAGGCCAUCAAAACCGUCGUGAACGAUGCGUUCGACGACGAAACGUUCGUAAUAGUCGCGGGGCUUUGCAAUACGUACAGCGAUUACAUAACCACGCCCGAGGAGUAUCAAAUUCAGAGGUACGAAGGUGCAUCGACAAUAUACGGGCCGCAUACGCUUACAAUCUAUUUGAAGCAAUAUCAAGAGCUGGCACAGGCAGCCGUUCAAAAGCGGACGCUUUCGCCGGGACCGUCGCCUCCGGAGCUUCUGCAGAGUAGAUUGAUUACUCUUGUUCCUCCCGUGUUGUAUGACACCCCGAAAUGGGGCUUCAACUUCGGCGACGUGACACAACAGCCAGUUCAGAAGGUCGUAUCACCCGAUGACACGGUCACGGCGACUUUUGUUUCCGGUCAUCCACGUAACAACUUGAUGACGGAUAAUACGUUCCUAAGCGUGGAGCGAUUGGAGGACGAUGAGGUUUGGGUGUCAGUAGCGACGGACGCCGAUUGGAACACCAAAUUUGAAUGGACGAGAACGUCUGUGGUACUAGGAUCGAGUGAGGUGACCGUCACGUGGCAGGUUCCGCAGGAUGUGUUGCCGGGCACAUAUCGUCUCAGACAUAACGGAUAUUAUCGCUACAUCCUCGGUGGCGUGUAUCCUUACUACGGCGUUUCCAAUAGUUUCCAAGUGGUAGUUCCUGCACUGAAUAUCCGUAGACGUUACUAUGGAUAAUUGCUUGAUGUUUCUCUCGCGUGCCUUUCUUAGACGAUAAGAAAAUCAUUACGCUUAAUUUCUGACGACUGAGUCGAUCCCUUAUUGUAAACAAAUGUUAAUCACAAGCCGGGAAAUUUACAAAAAGAAUUAUGUAAAUUUAUACGUAAAAUAUAAAUUUGCAUAAUAUAUAUUCGCGUGUAUAUGUGGCUGAAAUUGUUCUUAUUAAUCGUGUGAUAUGUACAUUUGUUUGUUGUGUAAAUUACGCACUUUUUU
Messenger RNA from Pseudomyrmex gracilis, 2875 nucleotides. RefSeq names its product neutral ceramidase (gene CDase). Gene Ontology annotation, cellular component: extracellular region. Lineage: Eukaryota; Metazoa; Arthropoda; Insecta; Hymenoptera; Formicidae. The coding region runs from base 470 to 2620 and encodes 716 amino acids. The record is from RefSeq and is a predicted model, not a curated record. Gene Ontology annotation, biological process: ceramide catabolic process; sphingosine biosynthetic process; long-chain fatty acid biosynthetic process. Gene Ontology annotation, molecular function: N-acylsphingosine amidohydrolase activity. The transcript is spliced from 15 exons.